Pelmatolapia mariae (spotted tilapia) is the source of this 3546-nucleotide messenger RNA. RefSeq lists its product as uncharacterized. The record is from RefSeq and is a predicted model, not a curated record. NCBI's taxonomy places the organism in Eukaryota, Metazoa, Chordata, Actinopteri, Cichliformes, Cichlidae. The transcript is spliced from 7 exons. Bases 16 to 2013 code for a protein of 665 amino acids.
ACGGCAACAUCAAACAUGGAGGUGUCCCCGUUCAGCUUCACUCCGGAGAGGUACUGGACGGAGGAGAAAGAGAGGGCGCUUAUAGCGUUUUUCUCCAAGCAUAGCUGUCUGUGGAACCACAAGUCUGAGGGUUAUAAGAACCGGCAGCUGCGAUGGAAAACCCUGGAAACACUGAGGAUCCUGCUGUCAACUCUCCCACCUCCAGUCCCAUUCACAGUGGAAGACAUCAAAAACAAGUUCAAGAAUCUCCGUACGACUUUUCAGCGUCAGUACAAAAUGGUUAAAGCAAGUAAGGCGUGCAACCCGGACGACGAGUUUGUGCCGCAGUGGAAGCACUACCAUCAGCUCAUGUUCCUGCAGGGUUGCUGGGACCAGGACGACCACGACCCCGCCGCCGGUGAGCCGCCGCUGUCACCACUGAACCCUCUGCAGGAAGAGGGCCAGCCUGUCCUCACCUCCCCAGGACUCAUCAUCUCCUUCCUCCCCACCCCGUCCACCUCGUCCACCUCCUCCUCGUCCACCUGUGUUCCCUCCAGUGUCAUGAUUAAAUGUUACUGGACUGAAGAGAGGGAGCGAGCUCUGAUUUCUUUCUAUUGUGAGCACAACUGUCUCUGGAACAAGAAGUCUGAAAACCACAACAACCGUCAGCUCAGACUGAGGCUGUUGGAGGCUCUGAGGAGCCAGUUGUCCGACCACACAGUGUCGUUCUCAGUUGAAGAUAUAAAGUGCAAGUUCAAGAACCUACGAACUGUUUUUAACCGCGAGUUCAAGGCGGUCCAGGCAAGCAGGGCGUCUGACAAACCCUACAUGUCCAAAUGGAAACACUACCAGCAGCUGCUUUUUCUCUGCGAGUCCUGCGACGAAGACGACGGCUCUGAAGAUCUGCAGAUCCUGACGCCGCAAGAAGACAAGGAUCGGGAGCACGGAAACCAGACCCCGUCCUCCACCCUGAGCAGUUUCUCCUCCAGCUCCAACCAAACCAGCAGCAUCAAACUCAGCACCGCCUCUGCCCCCUCCAGUUCCACUCAGAGCGACGCCAAAACCGGGACAAGCACAGGGUACCAAAUGUUCCUCCCUGCAGCUCCGGAUAACCUCAGACUAGGCAGCCAAUCAGCCACUUCCACGCUGCCAACUUCUCCAUCCAGUUCACUGCCAGACACCAGAUCCUGUACCAACCCCUCCCCUUUAAAUUUCUCUACAGCCAGUUCGGUUCAGCCAGACAACAGACUGAGCGCUGACACCCGCUGCCUCUGGAGCGAGGCCAAAGUUCAGCAGCUCAUCUCAUUUUACUCCGAACACAGCUGUUUGUGGAACCACAAAUCUGAGAGUUACAGGAACCGUCUGCUGAGACAGAGCCUGCUGGAGACGCUGAGCAGCAUCCUGUCAGACAACGAGCCGGUCUCAUUCACAGUGGAAGACAUAAAGACGAAGUUCAGGAACCUGCGAACCAUCUUCCAGCGUGAACACAAGGCGGUGAGCUCCAACAAAACGUGCGGCUCGGAGGACUUCUACCUCCCAAAGUGGAAGCACUACCGUGACCUCAUGUUCCUCUGCGACUCCUGCGACGAGGAUGAGCAGCCCGAGGACGUCCACUUCUGCCAGCUGCAGGACGCCAGUCUCCUACAUAUGGACAGCCAAGCCCCACCUCCCCCCUUACACUACCGUGCCACCAACCAAACUGUCUCCAAGCUGAACACGCGGGGUCUCAAAGCCCCCCCCUCACCUACACCCCCAGACUCCCAGCACUCCUCCCCUUCCUCGUCCCCCUCCCCUUCAACAUCUUCCUCCCACACAGACAGCAGAGUAUCUGGACGCAAGCGCGCGAGCCACCGUGCGACCACCACCGAGGUGCUGGACCUCAUGAGGACACUAUGUCAGACCCAAGCAGCGUCCCCACACGCAGGGUUCCUGAGGUAUGUGGAGGAGUGUCUGAAUGAGACGCCGCCUGACAAAGUGAGGAAGCUGAAGAAGAAGAUAAUAGAGACGAUUCACAGCAUGUCGGAGGACGUUUAGUGUGCUUAUUCAUUCAUUUCAUUUCAUUUCAGCCCGAGUCUAGAUCUCGUGAUCAUCUCUUCUAAUAGCUGUGACACUUUAAUCUCAAAACUUCGGUACAAUGAUCAUAAUAACCAUGAUUUCAGUUUUCAGGGGCUCUUCCAACAUGGAGCUGUUCCACUUCCUGUUCAUCCACAUCAUGCAGAAUAGAAAUGAACUGAGCUAAACAGCUUAAAUAGUGAAAAACCCACAUUUCAUUUUUUUAGAAUGCUUAUCAAAAUGCAGCAUUGAUAAUGUAGGUUAAAUAAAACACUUGUGGCAUUCGGCUUUAGAUUUAAUGUAGAUGUAGAUGCUGUGACAUAAAGUGACCUAAAACUCAUAGAAAACUGUUUCACUGCAAUUCAGAAUUGUCUUGAACACUGUCAUCACAAACAUGAUGAAUAUGUCAGCAAGAAAAAAAAAACAAUAAACACAUGACCCCACAUUUCUGGGGGAAAAAACUUAACUAUGUAAGUAAUACUGUAACAUACACCGAAAGCACCAAUAUAGCUGAUAAGCAUUAAUGUGACAGGAACACUUUUAAGCAUUUUAUGCAAAGGACAAAGUCCUGAAAAUAAUAUGAUUUGCGCAAGCUAUGAUUAAACUUAAUAUGUACAGCCUGUGCUAAGAAAUGUUUCCAAAUUCUGUAGAAACAUUUAAACCAAUAUACAAAUCAGUUUCUAAACAAAAACACAGAUUUGUGAACAGACACUAUAUAAACACUAAUUAAACGUAUAUAAUUCACUUCCUGGCUCCCUAAUUCUGCACUUUAUUGAAAUUUUGCAAGCCCUUCUUGCAGAUUAUGCAUGGAUGUCAUAGAUAACAGCAAACUGAGUUUUAUUUAGAAAUUGUUUGAGAACACUACAGCAAGCUGAGGCGUCUUUCUCCUGUGCAGAUUUAUCCCAAAAUAAUGAGGUUCAUCCCAAACUGGUACAUCCACCACUUAAAAUCAGCAUCACCAGGCCCAUACUCAGUGUUUACAGAAAUACAGUGAAACUACGCUCAGUCCUCUGUGUAAUUUCAGACUUGGUUGUGACAUUCACAUAUAAAGACUUUAUUGAUCGAGAGUCCUUUGAAAGUGCCAAAGGAAAAGAUGGGUUCAGCACUUUGUCAACAAACCGACAUUUUAAAGAGCUGCGCUGUUGGCAGUGACUGACCACAGAUCCUGUAGAAAUGUAAUCAAACUUUUCAUGUGUGUCCUCUUUAUUUAACCUGUUAUAAUCCUAUUGUGUCAUAAUAUUUAAAUAAUUUGCUUCUUUUUUUCUUUUUUUUUACAAAGCCAGAAAUGUUACUUUUGUUAAAAUUCUAUAAACUUAUCUUAAAAUGAAAAAAUGUCAACAUGUAAAGAGUUAAAAAAAAACAACCUUUUUUUUCCUUUUGGAAAGUUUAAAUGGUUUUGAUGCAAUACUGAACAAUCGCAGCACAUGCUAUAACUAACAGUUUAGUUAUCAUUAUUAUUAUUAUUUUUAUUAUUAUUAUGUAAUUACUUUUUGGCUGGUGUUUGUUUAAAUUCGA